CCUUGGCCCUUCGGUUGAACUGUAGCGACAAUCAGCAGUGCAGCUCCUGUCACGACCUUGACCUCUUCAGAAUCACAACCUGUCGGCAGAUCUCGUCGUCGCCUUGCUAUUUAUUCGUGGAGCUCUUGAAAAUCAUUUGGUCGAUUGUCCCCACACCAUGUUCGCACUAGCAGCAUGGAGCUGAGCUACUCGUACACUCCCGCAGCCCCAGCGACUUCCAUUCAAACUCGAGUCGCGAAGUCGCAAAGUCGCUCUGCGGCGCACCAAACAUCUUCAUACUUCCUCAAAUAGCCUUCCUACCCUCCUCUCAUCACCGUUGAAUUCCUAGGGAUGCACAAUGGAAGACAACGACGACCCUGUCCAGAUCGCAGAUUCUGGCGAAGCAGAUGUCGAGAUGGGCACUGCUGAAGAAGCACAAGAGGUGGAAGAAGAAGGAGCACAGGGAGAAGGCAACGGCGAUGAAACACUGGAGCCCAACGGAGACGGACCUGCCAGCAACCCACAGACAGUGUUUCUCGAAUACCUCAAAUCGCCUAUUGUGCAGCUUGUGGUCGGGGCGGGAGAGGACGAGACUACCUUGACAGCGCACAAAGCCAUUCUCACGCAGUCUCCGUACUUCGCUGACAUCCUUGCCGAUCUCGAAGACGAUCAGCUUACCAUUGCGCUGGCUGACGAGUCGCUGGACGCUGUCGGUUGCUUCUUGCAGUACCAAUAUACCGGCGAAUACUUCCCGCGGCGGCUCGCGAACACUGCAGAUGGCCUCGAGAACGAUCCUUCUGUUCCUCCUGUCGACGAUACUGGUGCGCAACUUCUCAAGCAUGCUCGCGUCUACACUCUCGCGCAGAAACUCGGGAUUUCCGACCUCAAGACGCUUGCCCAUUCAAAGAUUCACCGCAUCAACUCGACGGCUGUUGGCGAGAUUGCUUACGCAAGAUAUGUCUAUGGGAACACACCUGCUGAGGACACGACUAUCCGAAAACCAGUGGCCGCAUUCUGGGCUACGCGGUCUCAUGUCCUGCGCCACGAGGCCGAGGCGGAGUUCAAAAAUAUGUGUUUGCAAUACCCGCAAUUUGGCUUCGAUGUGUUGAGCUUGGUGCUUGACCAGCGAGAGAAGAGGGCAAGAGAGCGCGACGAGGAAGGGACACCAGGUGGUGGCAGGGGCAGAAAAAGGAUGCGACCGAGUGUUAAUGUUUGAUCGGGUACGGCGUCGUUCCUUCGUCUCUCUGUAUCAAGGCAUCACUAAUGGGAAAAUUCGGUGUUCCACCGGGAGAAAUAGAUACGGCUUGAGGCGCGAGGAGAGGAUUAAAGUCAUCACAGCAACUCUGUACUAUCACCAAUGGGUCCGGGAAGAAAAAGCACUGUCAAAACUUGCAGGUAGAUCUUUCACGUGUGAAUGCUUGAUAGUCGGGGGGAAAAUCGUGUAAGAAUCAGUCAGGAAUCGAAGUGUUGGUUUCUAUGAAUCUUUUUUCUUUCAGAUGGACGAAACAAGAUGUUCA
Molecule: messenger RNA, 1496 nt
Organism: Exophiala xenobiotica
Lineage: Eukaryota; Fungi; Ascomycota; Eurotiomycetes; Chaetothyriales; Herpotrichiellaceae
Exons: 1
Coding region: 338-1195 (285 amino acids)
Molecular function (GO): protein binding
Source: RefSeq, a predicted model, not a curated record